This is a messenger RNA of Meloidogyne enterolobii, 391 nucleotides long. The record is from the annotation of a GenBank genome assembly. Lineage: Eukaryota; Metazoa; Nematoda; Chromadorea; Rhabditida; Meloidogynidae.
AUGUCAGAAUAUGUCAUCACCUACUCUUCUUUGCCUGAAGAUGAUAAAAUCUGCCCGAUUUGUCACGAAGAAUUUGAAGAAUAUAUAAAUAAUGAGAAAGUUAUUAAUAAGCUUAAAUGUGGACAUAUUUUCCACCAGGAUUGCAUAAUUAAUUGGGCUUUAUCAGACAAUGAGAACAGAUAUAAAUGUCCGUUGUGUCGUGAAGAAAUUGAAUUUAAUGAGGCACACAAAGAAUUUAAGGAGAGAAUGAAGAAAGCUGGGUUUACUUUUGAAGAUGAUGUUCAUAAUUAAGAAUUUUAUUUUGAUACAAAUAUACAAGAAGGGUGGAGGGGAGUCCGAGCAUCGGUUUGAAUUAGUUGCAUGUUUAAUUAUACUUCGAUGUUGGCGUCUG